Cryptomeria japonica (Japanese cedar) is the source of this 771-nucleotide messenger RNA. RefSeq lists its product as uncharacterized. The coding region runs from base 1 to 771 and encodes 256 amino acids. The record is from RefSeq and is a predicted model, not a curated record. NCBI's taxonomy places the organism in Eukaryota, Viridiplantae, Streptophyta, Pinopsida, Cupressales, Cupressaceae. The transcript has a single exon.
AUGGAACUUGAGACUUUUUUAAGAAAUAAUCUGAAUGAGAUGUGUAUUAUUGGAGCAGAUUUCAAUGUCAUCACUAAGGCAUCAGACAAAAGAGGAGGUAGUAAUAAGUUACCUACAAUGACACUCGACUUCAUUGAUUGGAUCAAUAGGAAUUCUUUGUUGGAAAUCCAGAUAGCAGAGAACACCUUUACAUGGAACAACAAAAGGAAGGGCUUUAGCAAUAUUGCUGAAAAGCUAGACAGUUUUUUUAUUCAUGGGUGGCUUAUGAAUUCCAAUUACACUAUGGAAGCAGAGAUCCUUCCUUUAUCUGGUUCAGACCAUUAUCCACUCCAACUUAACAUUCUGGCAGAACAAGGUCCAAGAAAGUGCCCGUUCAAAUUUGAGAACAUGUGGUAUAAGGAUGAUAACAUCAUCAACCUGAUUGAACAAUGGUGGAGGGAAUCAGUGUUCUCAGGCUCAAAGAUGUAUAUUGUUGCAAACAAACUGAAGUUAAUCAAAAGGAGGCUCUUGGAGUGGAAUCGAGAGCAUUUUGGUAACAUCUUUGAUAAGAAACUUUUAGUAGAAAUGGACCUCAAGGAUGUUAACAGAGAAGUUUUGGAUCAAGGGAUGGAUGAACCUCUCUUCUUGAAGGAAAAAAUAUUACUAACAGAGUAUGAAGAGAUUCUGGCAAAAGAAGAAAUCUCCAGGAGACAAAUAUCCAGAGAAACAUGGUUGAAAGAUGGAGAUCGCAACAGAAAGCCCUUUCAUAACAGUACCAAGCAGAAAAUAUGA